AUGGCACCGACAGGACUCACCGGUGGAUGCAUCUCGUCGAGCGGCGGAUGGUGGAUGCGGGUGGCUGCAGUGCUGCUGAUAAUUAGCUGUUUAUAUAAUCCGUCGGUGAAAGCACAACAGAGGCCGAAAAUUACCGAGCACCCGAAGGAUGCGGUUGCCGCGAAGGACGAACCGCUCACGCUGAACUGCAAGGCAACGGGAAGACCACCGCCAGAGUUCAUCUGGUACCAGAAUGGGGUGCCGCUGUCGCCCUCGGAUCGACGGGUGAUUCUUCCGGAAGGAUCGCUUUUCUUCCUGCGAGUUACACAAAACAAACGAGAACAAGAUGCUGGAGUAUAUCAUUGUGAGGCGCGAAAUUCGGCCGGAGUCGCGAUCAGCGAGAACGCCACAUUGCAGAUAGCAGUGUUACGGGAUGACUUUCGACUAAUGCCAAAGGAUACGGUCGCGUUGGUUGGCGGUCCUGUAGUGUUGAACUGUACGCCUCCACGUGGCAUCCCGGAGCCUUCGGUUCUGUGGAUCAAAGACGGCAAGAUCCUGGACAUUAACGGCAAACAUCACUCACUGGUGGAUUCCGGCAGCUUGAUGAUCUCCGAGAUUCAACCAGGCGAUUCGGGCAAAUACGAGUGUUCUGCGCAAAGCAUGGCCGGUACGAAGACGACGCCACCGGCCUAUCUCAAGGUGUUGGCACCACCUACGAUCGUGAAAAGUCCCCACGACACGGAGGUGCUUGAAGGCGAGGGUUUCGAUCUGCCAUGCCUGCUGGACGGCGAUCCCAAGCCGGUCGUAACGUGGCGCAAGGAAAGUGGCCGUUUGCCUGAGGGUCGCUCGAGGAAGCUGCUCGACAACACGCUCCGUAUCGAAGACGCUCGACAGGAGGACGAAGGCAAGUACUUCUGCGAAGGGUACAACGAGGGCGGCAACGUGACAAUCUCGGUGUAUCUGUACGUGUAUGAGGCUCCCACCUUCAUGGAAGCGCCAGUUGACGUGGUGAUCCGCGAGGGUGAACCACUCGUGCUGCCAUGCCGGGCGAAAGGACGACCGGGGGUGCGUAUCUUCUGGGACCGUAUCGACCGUAAACACGUGGAUAACAAUGACGUGCUGCAGCGUGACGAGAGUUCAGAGCACUCGACCCCAGGCAGCGCCGAAGGCUCGAGUCGUCGAAAGAGAAGAGCUACGGGAUGGGGCGCUCCUGAGGGGUACGCGUUCGCACCGGAAGUUGCAUCAUUCGUGGCGAAUGGUAGCGGCGAUGGAGGAGCUGGACGAGGUAACUGGUCGAUCAAGAUCGAGCCCGUCUCCGAGCGACAGCUGUUGCGACAGUAUCCUACGCGAGUGUCCACAUUGCUAGCGGAUUCGAGCGAUCGAAGUCGGAUGCUCCUGCGCACCAGGAGAGAUUCCCCAAUGGAGGACGAUCAUCAACAACAGCAUCACGUGGAUGGGACGUUGUCUCCUGAUGGUGGAACCGGAACGUUGGCGGCACCUACCACACACCCACACAGCAGCAGCGAGAUUGUGUUCGAGGAGAACGGCAGCUUGUCGUUCCGUCAGAUGUCGAAGGGUGAUGAAGGCUGGUAUGCUUGCGCAGCUAUCAACGAGGCCGGUAGCAUUGUGAAGAAAAUCCAUAUCAAAGUUCUGGUCGAGGGAGAGGCUCUGAGUGAACGUAGGGAUCCGAUUUCGGAGUACGAACAGCACCGAUGGGUGAACCACCAGCAGUUCAUUGUACUAAACAACGUCUUCACCGUGUCGGCCACCUCGAUCGGUAUCACGUGGGAUGUGACGGACAGCACGUCGCGUAUGCAGCUGCGCAUGUACUACCGUGUAGUGUCGAAACCCGUCGAUUACUACCUGUACAACUCGACUUUCAGCAGUGUUCUGACGACGAGCAACCUGAAGGAGCUUACGUUGAGCGGUUUGCGACCCUACAGCGAGUACGAAAUCUUCGCUAGUAUCCCGGAGGGAUUGGCAGGAUCUGUAUCGAACGUGAGACGUGGUCGUACCUUAGAUGGGGCUCCAACCGCUCCACCGAUCGACGUACGCGUUGGAGUCAUCAACACGACGGCCGCUUUCGUGCGGUGGUCGCCUCCUCCAGUACAUAUGCUAAAUGGAGAGCUUACCGGUUAUAAAAUUCAAAUCAAAUCCAAUGCCACCAACAAGGUUCUGGGGCAGAUGUCUCUUAACUCAUCCACACAGUCCGUCGUUAUCAACAGUCUUACACCAGGGGCAAUGUAUAUCGCUCGCGUUGCUAGUCUUACUGCCGGUGGAAUAGGUCCCUACAGCUCACCGACCUCGUUACACAUGGAUCCGCAAAAUAUCGUGAGAUCCGAUCCAACUCCCAGCUACUGGACCGCCUCGUGGAUGUCCGGAACGGUGAUAGUAGUACUGUGUGCGGCGCUGAUCAGCGCCGCCAUCUUCGCCAUCUUCUGGACAGUGCGGAAGAAGCAAAGUGUCAAAGCGUCCUAUCCGGGACCGUCGGUGACGACGAUCAUACCUGAUAAACAACACACCCUGUGGCUACACGGCAACACACUGGUGAAAGCGCCAUCUCACUCCCUGGAUCCACCAAGCACGUCGGAGUACGCCGAGCUCACGAACAACACGAUACCCUCCCAGACGAUGGGCAAAAUGAUGAUGGGUGGCGGAAGUAUCCCACCGGAACCGUAUGCUACCGUGACGUUGCAACGUGGUGGCAUGAUGACGCUCGGAGGGCUUGGAGGGUUGAACGGCCCCAAUGGUGGUGGUGGUAUGGGACCGACGCUGUCCGAGGAAUCGUGCCUGAAGUGUUCGAAUGGGAACAGUCCGGCCUCGAGCAACGAUUACAAUGCACCGAUGCGGGAACCGAUCAACAUUUCGGACAUGUUGCCGCCUCCUCCGGAUCAUCCUUACGGGACGUACCGGCCACCGAAUAAUAUGACGAUUCGCACCAAUCCGGCGGCUCUUUCACCGCAAAUGAUGCGCAAAAAUGGCUCCGGAGUGAGCCAAGGAAACGGACAGCCACGCUGGGACACGCUUCCACCGCCCAUUCCGAGCUUUCCUCAGAACUGGAUUCGACCUCAUCCGCAUCAGCAGCAGCAGCACCAUCAUCCGGACAUGUACAAUAAUGUGAACGCUCCAGAGAACGACUACGAGAGUGGAUCGGUGCUGUACGAGCAGUGCUACCGGACAGGACCUCCCUCGAGUGGAGGCGCGAGUGCUGGUGGUGGCAGUGCCAUGACCGAUCCCAUGUUGAUCGGCGGCAACAUUGAAUUUUUCAGCCAAGCGGGCGAACCGACGGAAGAGUUCUACCGCAACGUGAACCAGGAGUUUUCCGACGACAUGGGAUUCGAACCGGCGAGCCCACCAGCACCCUGUCCGGAGUCGAUUCCCUUCACCGGUGGCAACGCCGGUAAAUAUCUUGGUUCCUCUUCCAGCGAGAGCCCCAUGAUGACGGCUCGAAGACACAACAACAAUGGCCGCGGUGGAUAUGCGGGCCAUCAUAUGCAGAUGCAACACCAGCAGCACCAGAUGCAGCAUCAGCAGCAACAGCAGCAGCACCACGGACAGAACAGCGUGGAACACAGCUCGGAUGACAGCGAUUGUGACUGCGGCAAUGGCAGCAACGAGGGACGUUGGGUGCCUCGCAAUAAACCACGCUCUAGAAGCCGCUCGAAAUCGACCGACCGAAAGUACAACCGAAAUCUGAUACGAUAA
Molecule: messenger RNA, 3684 nt
Organism: Anopheles nili
Lineage: Eukaryota; Metazoa; Arthropoda; Insecta; Diptera; Culicidae
Product: receptor-type tyrosine-protein phosphatase S-like
Exons: 7
Coding region: 1-3684 (1227 amino acids)
Biological process (GO): dendrite self-avoidance; axon guidance; homophilic cell-cell adhesion
Cellular component (GO): plasma membrane; axon
Molecular function (GO): cell-cell adhesion mediator activity
Source: RefSeq, a predicted model, not a curated record